AUGGGCCCCCCCGGCGUGCUGCCCGCCCUGGCCUGGCUGCUGGCGGGGCUGAGCGUGCCGGCGCCGAGCCGGGCCCAGCUGCACGGCGAGAAGGGCAUCUCCAUCCCCGACCACGGCUUCUGCCAGCCCAUCUCCAUCCCGCUCUGCACCGACAUCGCCUACAACCAGACCAUCAUGCCCAACCUGCUGGGUCACACCAACCAGGAGGACGCGGGGCUGGAGGUCCAUCAGUUCUACCCGCUGGUGAAGGUGCAGUGCUCGCUGGAGCUGAAGUUCUUCCUGUGCUCCAUGUACGCGCCGGUGUGCACGGUGCUGGAGCAGGCCAUCCCGCCGUGCCGCUCCAUCUGCGAGCGGGCGCGCCAGGGCUGCGAGGCCCUCAUGAACAAAUUCGGCUUCCAGUGGCCGGAGCGGCUGCGGUGCGAGAACUUCCCCCGGCACGGCGCCGAGCAGAUCUGCGUGGGGCAGAACCACUCGGAGGACGGCGGCUCCCCGGCGCUGCUGACCAGCGCCACGCCGCUGGCCGGCCAGGGCACCCCCGGCGCCCCCCGCUACGCCACCCUGGACCACCCCUUCCACUGCCCACGGGCGCUGAAGGUGCCCAGCUACCUCAACUACAAGUUCCUGGGGGAGAAGGACUGCGCGGCGCCCUGCGAGCCCACCCGGCCCGACGGCCACAUGUUCUUCAAUGAGGACGAGAUCCGCUUCGCCCGCAUCUGGAUCCUCAUCUGGUCUGUCCUGUGCUGCGCCUCCACCUUCUUCACCGUCACCACCUACCUGGUGGACAUGCAGCGCUUCCGCUACCCCGAGCGACCCAUCAUCUUCCUCUCGGGGUGCUACACCAUGGUGUCGGUGGCCUACAUCGCCGGCUUCGUGCUGGAGGAGAGGGUGGUGUGCAACGAGCGCUUCCAGGAGGACGGCUACCGCACCGUGGUGCAGGGCACCAAGAAGGAGGGCUGCACCAUCCUCUUCAUGAUGCUCUACUUCUUCAGCAUGGCCAGCUCCAUCUGGUGGGUCAUCCUCUCCCUCACCUGGUUCCUGGCCGCCGGCAUGAAAUGGGGCCACGAGGCCAUCGAGGCCAACUCCCAGUACUUCCACUUGGCCGCCUGGGCAGUGCCGGCGGUCAAGACCAUCACCAUCCUGGCCAUGGGGCAGAUCGACGGCGACCUGCUGAGCGGCGUCUGCUUCGUGGGCCUCAACAACAUCGACCCUCUGCGAGGCUUCGUGCUGGCGCCGCUCUUCGUCUACCUCUUCAUCGGCACCUCCUUCCUCCUGGCCGGCUUCGUCUCCCUCUUCCGCAUCCGCACCAUCAUGAAGCACGGCGGCACCAAGACGGAGAAGCUGGAGCGGCUCAUGGUUCGCAUCGGCGUUUUCAGCGUCCUCUACACCGUGCCGGCCACCAUCGUCAUCGCCUGCUACUUCUACGAGCAGGCCUUCCGCGAGCACUGGGAGCGCAGCUGGAUCAGCCAGAACUGCAAGAGCUUGGCCAUCCCCUGCCCGCUGCACUUCACCCCCCGCAUGACCCCCGACUUCACCGUCUACAUGAUCAAGUAUCUCAUGACUCUGAUCGUGGGCAUCACCUCGGGGUUCUGGAUAUGGUCUGGCAAAACCCUGCACUCCUGGAGGAAGUUCUACACUCGGCUCACCAACAGCAAGCAGGGCGAGACCACGGUGUGA
Molecule: messenger RNA, 1674 nt
Organism: Melospiza georgiana
Lineage: Eukaryota; Metazoa; Chordata; Aves; Passeriformes; Passerellidae
Gene: FZD2
Product: frizzled class receptor 2
Exons: 1
Coding region: 1-1674 (557 amino acids)
Biological process (GO): non-canonical Wnt signaling pathway; canonical Wnt signaling pathway
Cellular component (GO): plasma membrane
Molecular function (GO): Wnt receptor activity; Wnt-protein binding
Source: RefSeq, a predicted model, not a curated record